AUAUCAUCCAGACCGUGUUCAAUCUUUCAGACUAUGCAUAUGGAAGCUGUAGAAGUAGAGUCAAAAGGCUCCAAUGCCGGCGAUGACGAUCGCCGGACGUCCAGUAAGGUUGGCCGAAGCUCGUGGGGCUGCGCUUUCCUCCUCGUCAACACCUGCUUCCAGUACACCGCGUACUUCGGCUUGUCGACGAACCUGGUAAACUACCUCAAAGUCGAGCUGCACGCCGACAGCAAGUCCGCGGCCAACAGCGUCACCAACUGGGUGGGCACCAGUGCCAUCACGCCGCUCGCCGCCGCCUUCCUCGCUGACUCCUUCCUCGGCAGAUACUGGACCAUCACCCUCUUCCUCGUCAUCUCCGUUGCGGGGUAUGGGGUGGUGAUGGCGAGCGCGUCGGCGGCGCUGCAGAGCGCGGUGUUCUACGCGGGUCUGUACCUGGUCGCGCUGGGCGGCGCGCUGCAGCCGGUCAUGGCGUCGUUCGGCGCGGAUCAGUUCGGCGACGACGAAUCCGAGCGCGGGCGGAAGAGCUCCUUCUUCAACUGGUUCUAUUUCUCCAUCAAUGUGGGCUGCCUCAUCGGUGGCACCGUGCUGGUGUGGGUGCAGACCACACACGGGUGGCGGCUCGGGUACGGCAUCCCGGCGCUCCUCAGCGUGCUCGCUGUCGCGCUGUUCCUCGCCGGCACCCGCGAGUACCGGCGCCACCAGCCCCCCGGCGGCAGCCCGCUCACCAGGAUCGCACAGGUGGUUGUCGCCGCAGCCAGGAAGGGCGACGUGGAGGUCCCGGACGACGUUGCGCUGCUCCAUGAGUGCGACCGCGACGACGGCAUGUCCGCGAUACAGGGGAGCCGCCGCCUCCCGCACACCGACCAGUUCAGGUUCUUGGACAAGGCUGCGGUGGAGACGGCAGGCGACAAGGCGGGGCGGCAGACGAGUCCAUGGCAGCUGUGCACGGUGACGCAGGUGGAGGAGCUCAAGUGCGUGCUGCAGAUGCUCCCCGUGUGGGCGUGCGGAAUCAUCUUCGCUGCCGCCUACACACAGAUGUCCACCACCUUCAUCCUGCAAGGCGAUACGUUGGACCCACUCAUCGGCAGCUUCCGCAUCCCGGCCGCCGUGCUAUCCGUCUUCGGCACCCUCAGUGUCAUGCUCUGGGUGCCCCUCUACGACUGCGCUGUCGUCCCACUCGCGAGCCGCCUCACGGGCUACCGCCACGGGUUCACGCAGCUAGCACGGAUUGGCGUCGGCUUCGUCGUCCUCACCGUCGCCAUGCUGCUCGCCGGCGCGCUCGAGGUCGCCCGCCGCCGUGUCCUCGCGCACCAUGGCACGUACGUCGGCGCGGACGGCGCGCGGUACGUGCCUAUGUCAAUCUUCUGGCAGGUACCGCAGUAUGUGGUGGUGGGCGCGGCAGAGGUGUUCACAUUCAUCGGCCAGAUGGAGUUCUUCUACGAUCAGGCGCCGGACGCCAUGCGGAGCAUCUGCUCAGGCCUUGCCAAAGCGGCGUUCGCGCUGGGAAACUACGGCAGCUCGGCGCUCGUGGCCGUCGUGGUACACGCCACGGCGAGGGGCGGGAGUCCUGGGUGGAUCCCCGAUGAUAUCAACGAUGGCCACCUCGACUACUUCUUCUGGCUGCUGGCCUUGCUCUGUGUCGGUAACUUUGGUGCCUACCUGAUCGUAGCGCGGUGGUACAACUAUAAGAACUUGGACCAAACUACUACUUGCUCCGUCCCAUGA
Molecule: messenger RNA, 1725 nt
Organism: Lolium perenne
Lineage: Eukaryota; Viridiplantae; Streptophyta; Magnoliopsida; Poales; Poaceae
Product: protein NRT1/ PTR FAMILY 8.2-like
Biological process (GO): transmembrane transport
Cellular component (GO): membrane
Molecular function (GO): transmembrane transporter activity
Source: RefSeq, a predicted model, not a curated record